AUGCAUCGGCCACGAAUACUCGGCAGGACUAUCAAGCUCAUUGCGCCCCUCGCGCUCCUCGCGGUCGCCGGCCUAUUCCCCCCUGCCCAGGCGAACAAGAGCCGCAAGGAUCUCUGCGGAGUUAGCAUGCACACCUCGGAUCUCGGGCCCGAGGUGGGUAAUUUUUCCGUCAUCGACGCCGCCUGGAGAGUCCCCGAGGUAAUAGCCGAGGUGGAGGACGAGGACGGGUCGGGCAGGCGAGCGCCCUACGUCUCGCUGGGAGUAGCCCUCUGCUGCGGAGACGACUGCUCAACCCGCCUCGCCGCCGGCGCCUGGGCAUCCCCGCGGGAACCGGGACGGGAUAGCUCGGCAUCGGCCAUGUUCCAGCUCAGCCCCGUCUUCACGCCGGUCCUGAUACCCGCGGUGCAUCAAUUCGAGCUGAACAGCUCGGAUGUCCUCUGGACCCGAGUAGAGAUCCAUGGGCCGGGUGAAGCACAGAUAACCUUCUCCAAAUUCGAGAGCGCAAUCUCCAACAGCACCAUCAGCGUCGACCUCCGGGUGGCCGUCAAGGAUGGCGGGACGGUCCUUCGGGUCGUCACGCGCGGCAACGGCGCCGAGCUGGAAUUCGACUACGCCGCGCGCUACCGCGACGCCGAGCGGCCCGCCCUCUGCGGCGACUCGGCCUGGUGGUUCGUCUCGGACAGCUUCGACCCCGGCCAGGACACGGACCGGCCGCUGCCCCUCGCCCGCUUCUCGCCCGUCCUCGUGGCCGGCCACGGGCUGCGCACCCGCACCUCCACCACCGCGGAGGAGGGAGACAGGCACGACAAGUCCUUCCCCGCCGAUCUGCCGCUGAGCGGCAUGGCCCGGUUCUGGGACAUGGUGCGGGCCGCCCCCGACGGCCAGACCGAGGUCCUGUGCAACACCAGGGGCUUUGUCGACACGGGCAUGACCUUGCUGCAGUCGCCGCACCCGUGGGGUGUUUGA
Messenger RNA from Thermothelomyces thermophilus ATCC 42464, 966 nucleotides. RefSeq lists its product as uncharacterized. The transcript has 3 exons. The record is from RefSeq and is a predicted model, not a curated record. The coding region runs from base 1 to 966 and encodes 321 amino acids. Lineage: Eukaryota; Fungi; Ascomycota; Sordariomycetes; Sordariales; Chaetomiaceae.